AUGGCCAUAAUCGCGGCUCAUUUCUAUGGGGAUCAUCAACACGAAAUUCACGCUGAAGGGUACAACAAUUCAGAUGGGUUUCUGGACCAGGCUCAAGGCUCAGAGAAGAGGAAAUAUGAUAGAAACUUGCUGAUCUCUCAGACUCAUAGUAAAACAGUCUCUACAAGCCCAGCCAGAAAUGAAUCCCUACAACGCAUUGAACGGCUGUGGGUUGAAGUGGGCACACAGUUUGCACGCCGAUGGCGUGGAUUUUUUACCAGGCUCGAACGACUUCAUAAGCUUGACAUUGACAAGCCGGGGCACCUCUGGCUGCUUAGUGUGCUCUUCUCAAGUGCACUCAAUGACGAUUGCCGACAAUUUCAACGAGAAUGGAAUUCCCAUCCAAUUCGUGGUUCUGAAACCAAUAAUCGAAGCCCUCAGGAUAUGCGUCUUCUAGGACAGGCAUUGUUAGGCAUCUACGAAGAUGAGUUCGAGGGGAUCCAUCCUGCAACUCUGCAGCGUUAUUAUGGUAUCGAUCGCAGAGAGACAAUCCGCCAUCUCAAUCAGACAGGUGCUGGCCACCCAAACGAUGAGUUAGAGAACGAGGAAGAUGGUGUUAUUGAUCGUAUCGAGCGGGAUCAAGCAAACGAUGUCCUACAUGAUGCCAUUGAGGUUCCUGAUGGUAAUACCCCUUUUCUGAAUGAGGAAGAUGAAAAUGUAUUCUUCGGGAUACUUGACGAGGUUAUUACUGAGGGUAUCAUACCAGUGGGAUAUAAUUUGCAGGAGGGUGAGGAUGACUAUGACGAAAACACAACAGAACAUCUACGAGUUGGUAGACGGAGGGAGAUAUAUGUUGAAGUAUCUUUGGCAGACCCUAUCUGGAGGACUCGUUCGAUGCUAUGGGCUCAGGCAGUUAGCGUGCUAGAGCAUUUUGAAGCAGAUGUAUUUUUCUAA
Suillus plorans is the source of this 933-nucleotide messenger RNA. RefSeq lists its product as uncharacterized. The record is from RefSeq and is a predicted model, not a curated record. The transcript has 5 exons. Lineage: Eukaryota; Fungi; Basidiomycota; Agaricomycetes; Boletales; Suillaceae. The coding region runs from base 1 to 933 and encodes 310 amino acids.